This is a messenger RNA of Pollicipes pollicipes, 803 nucleotides long. RefSeq names its product cuticle protein 3-like. The transcript has 2 exons. Bases 40 to 516 code for a protein of 158 amino acids. Gene Ontology annotation, cellular component: chitin-based extracellular matrix. NCBI's taxonomy places the organism in Eukaryota, Metazoa, Arthropoda, Thecostraca, Pollicipedomorpha, Pollicipedidae. Gene Ontology annotation, molecular function: structural constituent of chitin-based larval cuticle. The record is from RefSeq and is a predicted model, not a curated record.
UUCAUCUCUCGUCUCGGUACAGAACCCCAGGACCACACAAUGAAGCUGUUUGUGUUUGCUGCCGUGGUGGCCGUCUGCGCCGCCGCCCCCUCCCAGACGUACGAGGCCCCGCAGGUCCGUGCCGCCCUCCAACCCGUCGCCAGAAUCCUCGAGGAGGACAGCCAGCACGACGGCCAGCAGGGCUUCAGCUUCCGCUUCGUCUCCGACGACGGCAUCGAGCGGCAGGAGCAGGGCUCGGACGGCGCUGUCACCGGCUCGUACAGCUACACGUCACCGGAGGGCGCUGAGAUUGUCGUGAGCUACGUGGCCGACGCGCUGGGCUUCCGUGCCGAGGGUGCGGCGCUGCCGACGGCCGUGCCCACCGAGUACCCGACGCCCGAGGUGCCGUCGACCGAGGCGGCCCCCGAGGUGCGCACCGUGCAGGGGUACUCGGCUCCGGCCCCUGAGGAGCGCGCCGCCCCCGCCCCCGUCCAGUACGAGAAGGUGCUGGUCGGAUAUCAGCCUCGCUACCAGUAAAGCAGCGAAUCGGACCUCCGUCACGUACCAUCAUAUUUUCCAUUGCUAUAGGCUUUGCGGAAUUCUGACAGACCCAACGUUUAGAUGUGUGUCAUGUAUUUAAAUUUGAAAUUUUGGUCCCGAUUUGAGUGCGUCUGAUUAUCAAUUUAACUUAUGAAUGCAUCGUAGAAAGCUGCCGUGCAGAGAUUGCGUGCCGGGAGAUGGGAUUCGCUUUCCACGUGUUCCUGACGCUUAUGUUUGGAGUUCAAAUCAAUGUACACACGAAGCGAAAUAUAUGUUUGCGAUUA